Messenger RNA from Mobula hypostoma (lesser devil ray), 8289 nucleotides. RefSeq names its product WNK lysine deficient protein kinase 2 (gene wnk2). The transcript has 29 exons. Gene Ontology annotation, molecular function: ATP binding; protein serine/threonine kinase activity; potassium channel inhibitor activity. Lineage: Eukaryota; Metazoa; Chordata; Chondrichthyes; Myliobatiformes; Myliobatidae. The record is from RefSeq and is a predicted model, not a curated record. Gene Ontology annotation, biological process: protein phosphorylation; intracellular signal transduction; positive regulation of potassium ion import across plasma membrane. Bases 310 to 6726 code for a protein of 2138 amino acids. Gene Ontology annotation, cellular component: cytosol; cytoplasm.
AGCAUCAGCAUCAGCAGCCGGAGUCGGGCAGCGCCGAGAUGCUGGAAUGUUCAUGAAAGCGCGGGUGGUUGGUGGUUUUCUUUUUCUUCCCGAUUAUUAUUUAAAGUAACCCUGAAUGGACGAAGCUGCCGCCCCGGGUUGCUGUGCGAGACGCGUCUGGAGACCUGUGCGACAACAGCUGCGUCAGUCGGGGUUCUGCUCCCUGCAACAAGGCACCGCGAGUCCUCCUGUGUCCCGGUAAACUGAGCCGUUAAUAUCGAGUCCACCUGCCCCCUCCUCCCCUUUCCUCCCCUCCCCCCACACACCCCAAUGGAGCCGCAGGCUGAGGCGAGCGAGGUAACCACCGCUGCCGGUGAGGAUGCCGGAGCCCCGGGCGGCCAAGUGGCAGCCGGCUCCGGGGAUAGUGCCGAGUGCAGCCCCGCUGGAGUGGAGGAGGAGACGGCCGAUGGCAGCACUUGCACCAGCACAGACUCUGCUGCAGUGAUGCUGAGGAGGAGGCUGCUACAGGGGGCCCCCUGCUCGAAUCCCCCGGCCCAGGAUUACCCGCGUGUCACUCAGCGGUUCGUCAGGCGGAUGGUGCCACUGUUGCCGGCGGGGGAUAGACCCUGUCGGCUGCUGCAGAGCGACGCUGACCCCGAGGCGAAGAGAGCGGCGAGAGGGGAAGCGGCAGCCGAAGGCUCGAGCACCGAGAGCCAGGCUGGGAAGAAAGGCAGCGCGACCGAGAGUGUCAGCGCCGACGAAGAGAAAGAUGGCAGAGCGGGCGACAGCGCACCGAAAGAGCCGCCCGAUAGCUCCAAGGAACUCUCCAAGUCCAAGAGUGACGAGAAUGAGGAAGAAGCUGAGAUGAAAGCGGUCGCUACUUCACCUGACGGCAGGUUUCUCAAGUUCGAUAUCGAACUUGGAAGAGGCUCCUUCAAGACGGUUUACAAGGGUCUGGACGCGGAGACAUGGCUUGAGGUGGCUUGGUGUGAGCUUCAGGACAGAAAGCUUGCAAAGGCAGAACGUCAACGGUUUCGUGAAGAAGCAGAAAUGCUUAAGGGACUGCAGCAUCCUAAUAUUGUCCGAUUUUAUGACUCUUGGGAAGGUACUCUGAAGGGGAAAAAAUGCAUUGUACUAGUUACUGAAUUAAUGACCUCAGGAACAUUGAAAACAUAUUUAAAACGAUUUAAAGUGAUGAAAACAAAAGUUAUGCGAAGCUGGUGUCGGCAAAUAUUGAAAGGCUUAUAUUUUCUACACACCAGAACACCACCAAUUAUUCACCGGGAUUUGAAAUGUGAUAAUAUUUUUAUUACUGGACCUACUGGAUCUGUGAAAAUAGGAGAUUUGGGGCUUGCAACUUUAAAGCGAACUUCUUUUGCUAAAAGUGUUAUAGGUACUCCAGAGUUCAUGGCUCCAGAAAUGUAUGAAGAACACUAUGAUGAAUCUGUAGAUGUAUAUGCGUUUGGAAUGUGCAUGUUAGAAAUGGCUACCUCAGAAUACCCAUACUCAGAAUGUCAGAAUGCUGCUCAGAUCUAUCGAAAAGUUACCAGUGGAGUAAAACCAGCAAGUUUUGGCAAAGUUACAGACCCAGAAAUAAAAGAGAUCAUUGGAGAAUGCAUCUGCCAAAAUAAAGAAGAAAGAUAUUCUAUAAAAGAUCUUUUAAAUCAUGCCUUUUUUGCGGAGGACACUGGGGUAAGGGUUGAACUUGCUGAAGAAGAUGAUGGUACAAAAAAUUCAAUUGCAAUGAGACUCUGGGUUGAUGAUCCUAAGAAGCUGAAAGGCAAGCCCAAAGAUAAUGGUGCAAUUGAGUUCAGUUUUGACUUGAAUAAAGAAAAUCCUGACGAUGUUGCACAAGAAAUGAUUGACUCUGGAUUCUUUCAAGAAUGUGAUUCUAAGAUUGUUGCCAAGUCAAUACGGGACAGAAUAGCCUUAAUUAAGUGGAGAAGGGAAAGGAGUCAGCAAGUAAAUGAGGCUAAUGCACAAAGAGAAAAGAAGAACAGGGAGAAAAAGAAGAACUGUUUUCAUCAAGUUACUGACACUCCCCAUCAAGGUCAACAUAUCCCCUCAGAAUUGGAAGAACCUGAAGCUGAACAACAUGUGUGUCCAAGUCUGCUGAACAGUAUUGCAUCCAUGAUAUGUGAGAAAAGAAGCUGUAAGCCAAAAGUAUUAAUCUUUAACAUGUCAGUUAUGAAACAUUGUGCUCAUUUUGCACCCAAGGAUACUGAAUUAAGUAUUGUACACAACUUCCAAGCUGAUAGCACUUGUGACAGUGGGCAAGGAUCAACACUAUAUUCUGACUCCCAAAGCAGCCAGCAGAGUGUAGUUUACUCAUCUGUUCAUGAGCCAGUGCCCCCUGCUGUACAGCAGAUCUACAGUCCACCUCAGAGUGAAAUUCAAGGACCUUCCCUGAACUCGCAGUCACUAGCACACUACCAGCAUGCUUCUACGCCCAGCUCUAUGAUACAUAUUCCUUCUAUGGUUUUGCCUCCACAACCCCACCAGCUUGGCCCUCAGCAACAUUACCAGCAACCAGCAGUGCUUCCUGCAAUGCACAUAGCCCAACCCCAGCAGUUGGACCCUUAUUUCUGCACUGCAACAUACCAUUUUCAGCCGCAGGUCCCAACAGCCCAAACCUAUGUUCAGCCUGUGUCUCAGCCACUGCCACAAUAUCAAGUUCAACAGCAUCCGAUGCCAGCACUGCCAUCCCAACCUAUACAAAUGAGUCCUUUGCAACUUUCAUCAGAACCCCUUCAGAUUAACCAACCUACGCCAACUCUGGAGAUGCAUCCUCAACAUGAUAAACAGCAGACAACAGCAUAUGGUAGUUCUUGCGAUAAUGUAUUUUCUGAUGCUGCAUCGGGAAAAGAAAUGAGUGAUGGAUAUGAAGGAAUUCAUACCAGUGGAAAACAGGAGAGUAAAAGUUCAAGAAAGCAUCAUAGGAGAUCUACACGCACUCGAUCACGACAAGAAAAGACUAAUAGGCCCAAGCUGACUAUUCUAAAUGUAUCAAAUGUAGGAGAUAAAAUGGUGGAAUGCCAGUUGGAAACUCAUAAUCACAAAAUGGUAACAUUUAAAUUUGAUUUGGAUGGGGAUGCUCCAGAUGAAAUAGCAAUUUACAUGGUGGAAAAUGAUUUUAUACUGGAAAUUGAAAAGGAGAUUUUCAUAGAACAGAUGAAGGAUAUAAUGGAUAAAGCAGAAGAUAUGCUUACUGAAGAAGCAGAGGAAGAAAGAAACUCUACACAAAGUACACAUUUUCAACAAGUUGCUGGCAAAAUUGAAACAGAGAAUCAGCAUCUGUGGAGAGAGAAACAGUUAAUGCUUCAGAUGUCAGCUCCUCAACAAUGUCAACAGAAUGUGUUGCAUACUGGCCGAAGAUGGUUUAUUAUAUGUCCAGUUGUGGAAAACAGUCCAACAAAAGAGUCGGAAUCGGCAGCAAAUGUUCCUUCAAGUAAACCACCAGCAGCUUCGACCCUGGAAACUGAAAAUGCCAUUGAAGACAAGCAAAUGGAUUCAUUAGCAACACAGAUAUCUGGUGCAAUAACUCCUGCUCCUGCUAAUGACAUCACCUCUGGACAUCACAUUGUUCAUCCUCCCUCAGUGCCAGUGUUGUCUCAUAUUAGUGCCCCAGCAAAUCUGCCUGUUCCAGUAAUGUCCCCUAGCAUUCCUACACUACAAAUGGAAACUGAGGGUCAGUCUAGAAAAGAAUUGCAACAGAGUAGUCACCAGGUCCAUGAUCCUGUUUGUAAUGAAUCAAAUAUUUCAUUUCAAAGUCAGAUUGCCGUUCAUGAGCAUUCAGAACUUCAAUCUAAAACUGUUUCUCAGCUGCAAACAGAAGAGGAAUCUGAAAUAGUUUUCAGCCCCCCUUCAGUGGUGGACAUGCCUUUCUCUUCAGUUGUUGAUUCUCUUCCCAUCCAAUCAAUAUCCAUUCAAACAGAACUUUCACUUCCUACUCAAUCUGCAGAGCCUAGUCCACUUCAGAGCCUUUUUUUGGAGCAACAGGUGCCUGUUAUGCAAGCGUAUGUGCCUGAUAUCUCUCAAUCUGUUUUAAUGCAACCUUCCACAAACCAGAUUCAAUCCUCUGUUUCCAUUUCUGGAACAGUAAGUAACACUUCAAGUUCUCAGCCGCAGAGUCCUGCACCAGUACCUACAAGUAUUAAUCAACAGUACCCCGCACAAGCACAGUCGCAGUCAAUUACCGUGACUGGUGUUAUUAGCAGUCAGCAACAACUUUCUCUUGUAGUUGAAUCGGAUGUGGAAGGCCCACGUAAAAUUGAAUUUAUAGAUAACACGAUAAAGUCGUUGGAUGAAAAGUUACGUACUUUAUUAUAUCAAGAGCAUGGAGGGAUUCUUCCUGUUCAUUCAGCUACAGAAUCCUCUGAAACUGCUGCUGCGACAGGAGAUGUGAGUUGCACAGAAGAGCUAUCCUCUGAACCCCCCGGUGAAGUGCUUAAUACCACAGUUUCUAUGGCAGUUUCUGUACAUGAUGUAAAGAAUAUAGAUGCAGCGGUCCAUUCUGUUUUGCCAAUUACCCAAGUUCCGGUUAUGGGAUCACCACCAAGCUUCUCUAGUCCACCUGAAAAUUUAUCAGAAGGAACUUCCAGUCAAACUGUUUUGAGAGAGGGUCUGUACCAGCAUGUGAAACCACCUGUAUUGCCUGUGGUUGGAGACCCCACUUUGAUUACAAAGCCUGGAUUGUCUGCUGAUCAGAAUCAUACCAUUGAGAUGAAAGAGUCUACGAUUGAGAUGAAAGAGUCUACUCAAAGUUAUGCACAACCACAGACAACUGCAUUGGCUAUGAGGACCUCAAUAAACAGUCAAGUUACCAGUGCUGACAUAACUGAGAAGGAAAGAAGUGAUGCAAUAUUUGUGAUGUCAUCUUCAGUGGAUCUUCUUCCAGUGGCAAUAGAUAAGUUUCAGGUUGUUCCUUCAUCUCAGGAUACUGGUAACAGGAUUGAGUAUUAUGCUAAAAGUGAAACAAAGCCAUUCAAAGCACCAGGUCCAGCAAAAGGACAUUUCAGUACAUCAUUAGCAAAUGGUGAAAGUGAUCAAAAAACAGACAUGUUAUCUAUUAGAAGAAUCAACACAAUUGGCAGAUUUUCAGUUAUUAGUACAAAGGAUGAAGUAACUUUAAAAUACCCUUGUCUCAAUAGAUAUUCUGCACCUCCUGGAUUAUAUACAAAGGAAUCUCUUACUAGUCCUGUUUUAAAGCCUUUGGUUGCUCGAGGUCAAACUUCAGCUCCCAAGGAAGUUAAGCUUCGGAGUCGCCUCUCUUCAGAUUCUGAUGAGUCAUUCAAUGUAAAACCAAAAGUUGUUCAAAAGUCACUUAUUUACAAUCAGACCACCACAGAUGGAGGUUUCUCUUUACCAGGAAAAUCAAAUGCUUUGCUGAAGAGUGAUGAUAAGCAGGUAUCUGAACCUACAGAUGGCCAAACAACAGCAGCUCCUCCAACUAUAACCAUUCAUUCUGCAUCUCCUUCCCAGUCAUCUUACAUGAGCAGUGACAAUGAUUCUGAAUUUGAAGAUGCUGACAUGAAGAAAGAGUUGCAGACACUACGAGAAAAACACAUGAAAGAGAUCUCAGAACUUCAAGUUCAUCAAAGGCAUGAGAUUGAGGAAUUGUACAGACGUUUGGGAAAACCUUUACCAGCAGCUUUAGGAUUCUUGCAAGCUGUACCACCCACAGGCCGACGACGAAGACCCAGCAAGAACAAACUAAAAGCUGGCAAGCUACUUAAUCCACUAGUGCAGUCACUGAAGAGCGCAGCUUCCAAUACAAGUUUUCAAACAAAUAGUUGUACUACUUCUAAACAUCAAGAUUUUCCAAGUAGUUCUGAUAUGCUUGAGGCUACUCCAUCAGAGGCGGUGCAGACACAGCAGCCAUGCUCUAUCAAGUCCUCCUUAUCCUCUGAUUAUCAAGGCUUUAUUAAUGAAAUGGGAGGUGCGGCACAAGAAGACAUUGCCCAAGGCUGGACGGUUUUCCACCAAACGUCUGAGAGAGUGACCUAUAAAUCUAAUAGCAAACCUCGUACCAGAUUCCUCAGUGGACCUGUGUCUUUGUCCAUCUGGUCUACCCUGAAACGGCUAUGCCUAGGCAAAGAUCGCAGUAGGUCUUCAAGUAGCGCUAGUACAAAUCAUUCAGUGCAACAGGUCCUGCACCAGCACCAACCCCAGCCCCAGCCCCAGCCCCAACAACAGCAGCCACCUCAACAGCACACCCAAACAAACAACAGUAAUAACAAGAAGGGAACUUUUACAGAUGACCUGCACAAGCUUGUUGAUGACUGGACCAAAGAAACAGUGGGAGCUGCACAAUUCAAGCCUUCUUUAAAUCAACUGAAGCAGAAUCAACAAAAAUUUGAUAUGGAAGUCAAGCAGAAAAUCUCCCAGUUUGAUGGAAUAGCUGCACCAGGGAGGAUGAGGAAAAUUUCUGCUCCGAUGACAUGUCCAGCAUCAGCUACUUUAGCCCUAGGGAAGUCAACAAUACCACCAGGAAUUUCAGCCACUCCUAUUCCUGGUACAGUACCUACUUACAUGCUGCCUCUUUGUCAGUAUGGUGGAAUGAUCCCAACACCGCUGUAUGGUGUACAAUGGCAAGGUCUCUCAAGUUCAGCAUCGCAACCUGGGAUGCUAAAUACUCAAGGAAUAUCUUCAUUUCCAGCUCUCAGCAAAGGUGGCUUACAGAUGUUUCCAGUACCACUCCAGAAACCUAUUAUAAACCCAUCUGGGUCCAACAUGAGGACUACUUAGCUUUGUUAUGAAGAAUCUGAUGAUAAGGGCAUGGGGAAACAAUUUUUGAGAACCAUUUUAUUUAACUGCUUUCUUUAUACAGAUAAAAUUAAAUAUAAGAUGGUAGCUGAAUACUAUUGGCAGCCAGAGUGGGCUUGCUAGUGCACAUAGCCAUACACUGCAUUGAGCAAUCACUGUGAAAUAUUUUCACAAAGUUGCUGAAAGCUUGAUAGUUCUUGGGUGAUAGUUGCAUUUGUCUUGCAAUUCAGACACUUUAUAUUUUGCUUUGUAUAUUUAACACUAAAAUAAGUUACAUUACUUGAAUGGAUAUUGAGAUAUAUUUAAUAACCCUGCAGGAGUACAGUGCCUUGAAUUAUGCUUUUCAGUUUUCACUGGAAAGAAAUGUUUAGAAGGGUUUUUUAAGUUUCUACUGUGGUCUGCUGGACAUAGUUUAGUUAUGAAAGGCUAGAUGGUUUACAAGAUGUCUAUUGGGUAACUUAGCUAUCUGCACAUGAACAAUGAGUAUUUAUUUGUUGCUUUACUGUCUUUGCCACAUGGAAGUAACUAAAUGCUGCUAGAAUUGUCUGCCUUUUCCAGGGGCUUAAUAUCACAUGCAUAAAAAAAUGAUUUAGCUGCUGUUCAAUCUACUGCUACUGUAGGAUAACAAAACAAUUGACUCUAAAUUUAUUUAGGACAAAAAAAUAAAAACCUUUAAAUGCUAUGCUUAAGUAUCUGCACAUAUUUUCACCCAUGUUGUGGUUUAGAGCAGCACUGAACUUAGUUUAAAUUGCAGAUUUACCAACAGUAUUAACAUGACUCAGUCUGUCUUGUCUUCCAUAUUUUCUUUUAAUUUUCAAGAAAUAAGCAAUUUUCAUUUACCGACGCUUAACCAUGAACAGAUUCAACUGGAGGGAAUGUACUUCAGAGAUGGCACAGAAUGACUUUUAUCAGUUUGUUUAGUUAAAUUGUACCUUAAUCCGCAUGUAGGUUGCUUUUUCUUUUAGCAUAAUGUAUUUUUGGCAAAGGGAACAAAUCAUACUGUUGUUUUGUUAAACCUUAUGAAGAAUGAUAAAUAUCGAGUGGAACACAAGGGAGUAAGCAAGGCAGAUGCAAUACUUUACAAACUCAGUUUUGAAGGUCUACUCCUCUUAAUUCUUUCCUGCAAUAUUUUAAAGGUACCUGCUGAAAGGCAGAAAUGACUUGUGCUGCCAAGCUGUGAAGAAUUGUAUUGUAACUGUACUUCCGAUUAUCUAAAUUAUUUUUCUUUGGUUUAUACCCUUAAUAUUCCAUCAAUUCGGUUAGAAUUGGAAUUUUAUAGAACAUUGUGCAGAGUUUUCUGCCUUGGCAAAAUAUUUCCUGUAGUAAGAGAUUUCUGUUCUCUGUUAUUUGUAUCUUGCAUUUAUUUGUGUCUAUGUUUCAUGAACAAAAAUGGAAAAUAUAACUGAAUCAGACAUCUAAUGCUUGCACUAAGAACAAUUGGAUUGCUCUGCUUGUUAAAUAGCUUUUCUUUGUUUUACUGACAUGGUCAGUGGCACUCAAAUCACAGAUUGUAACUGUAAGGAUAUAAAUAAAACAUAUUUUGUG